Cercopithifilaria johnstoni is the source of this 2400-nucleotide messenger RNA. Lineage: Eukaryota; Metazoa; Nematoda; Chromadorea; Rhabditida; Onchocercidae. The record is from the annotation of a GenBank genome assembly.
AUGGCACCACCGCCAGAUAUCUUCUCUACUAAUGGUACUAAAAAUAUUAUCACCAAUGGUACCAAUGCUAAUAACGCUUCAACUAUUAUUACUGCCUCUUUUCAUAAACAUCAAAAAUGGUUAAAUGAUAAAAAGCAAUAUAUCAUGUACGCAAUACUAAUUAUUGCUUUGUUAUUCAUUUUAUUUGGCAUAUUUAUGAUUUUUGGACGUCAUAGCAAGAAUAUAAUUGCAAGAGUAUCAGAAUACGAAAAAAUUCGAAAUGUUGAAAAUGGAAGUAAUGAAUAUUCCAGUAUUUCUCCAUUACAACAAACCACAUAUAUCGAACAAACAACAUCAGAUCAGAAUUCUGGCCCUACAUCUAUGCCAACUACGAUUAUAAGCCAAAGUUUUGAUGCAUCACAAUGUGUGACACCGAUCGAAACCAACAAAUGCAUUCAAAUCCAGCGCAAAAAUUUUCAGAAUGACGGCAAAAUACCAUCAGAAGAAUUUGUAGCUCAUUUAGGGCAUUUUAUGGGAUGGCGUCCGAAGCAUUACGAGCUUAAUAUAACCAUUAAUCGAGAUGCGCGAACAUCUUUCACAGGGGAUAUCAACGUUUAUAUAAAAGCUGUUGAAUCAACUUCAUUAAUAUCAUUGCAUACUGGUCGAUCCAUCUCUGAUAUCACUGUAUCACAAAUAACAGCAUAUAAUUGUCAUACAGGAGAAGUUUCUUGUGUCGCAUCAAUAAUUUAUCAUCAAAAAGAUGAAGUGCUAUCAGUGGAAUUCACCGAAUCCAUUAGCGUUGGACAUAUUGUUGUCCUUCAAAUUAAAAAUUUUUCCAGUCCACAAGCUUCUGCUGGUCUAAUCGUUAAAAGGCCACAAACAUGGCAGCCUAAACGGCCAUGGACAGUAACCACGUUUUUCCAACUUCGUAAUGCCCGUUCAAUUUUUCCGUGUUUUGAUUUACCGAUUAUGAAAGCAACGAUGAAAAUGUGUAUCAAUCAUCCAGUUGGAACUGAAGCGCGAUCAAACACAAAAAUAUUAUCUAUUUCUAAAACCAACGAUCGAAUUGAAUCAUGCUUUGAACCCACACCACCAAUGAGUAGUUAUUUAUAUGCGUUUACCAUAUUUGACCGGAUGAGUUCAAUGAAGGAGGCAAAAAAACCAAGCGAACAUUUACCUGAAAUUGAAGUACUCUAUUCGGAAGAAGAUAAUUUCAUCAAACCUGAUUGGAUCAGCACUGAAGCAAUACAUGCUCUAAAAGUGAUGGCAAAUAUUAGCGAUUUCCAAUAUCCAUUGAGCAAAUUAAACUUAAUGGCAUCAUUUUUACCCGUUUAUGGGCUUGAAAAUUUGGGUCUUAUCAUAUUGGAUGAACGAUUUGUGGCCUAUCCGAAAUAUCGCUUGGCCCAUACAAUUCUUGCACAUGAAAUUGCCCAGCAAUGGAUUGGAAAUAUUGUUACGAUUAAGAAUUGGAAUGAAAUAUGUUUGCAGGAAGGAUUGAGCACCUAUUUGGAAUGGAUAAUCACAAAAUCAUUGGAUAAUUCGAGUGAAAUCGAUGAACUGAUUAGUGAAAAGCGUCGUGAAGGUAUUAUGAAAGAUAGCGCAUCCUCGACAAUUAUCAUUUCUGAAUUUCGUUCACCUGAGGAUAUUUCACGAUGUUUUGAUAAGCCAGCAACAUUUUUUGUUAUGCUUGAACUUGGAUUUGGACAAGGGACAGUGGCAAAAUUGAUCAAGUUACUUAUGCAACGAUACUCCUACGCCAAUGCUGGAAUAAUGGAAUGGCGACGAGUGAUCGAAGAAGUUACUAAUGACCAUCUCGCUGGUGAAUUCUUUGAGAAAUAUUUCACGCAGCCCGGUUUACCGCUUAUUCGUGUCUCUUCUACUACAGAGGGAUUAAAUUUGACACAAAGAAUGACAGUCGUAAAACGAGUGAUAGACAUGCCACCAGCUAUUAUACCAUUAGAUGUAGCUAUUAUUGAUGUACCCGACCGGACAGUGCUUAUUUUGAGUAAUGAAACAGAAGUGAUACCAUUGAAACAUAAUGGACUGAUGGUACUGGAUCCAGAUAGACGUACGCAUAGUAUAAUCGUCUAUGAACCCGAGGUUUAUUUACGUUUCAUGCAAUGCAUCGAAGUAUCCUCAUGUUCAGCAUUCUUAAAGCCAGAAAUGAUGAAACGUAUUUCGGACGAUUUUUGUUGGGCUUUUUUGGGUGAUCACUUUACUAUACCUGAAAAUAUGCCACAAAAAGCACGAAUUUGGAUGCAAUUUAUGCAAAUUUUAUCGGGAACAAAAUAUGUGCACGGAUCUUGCGCAUGCUGCAUGAAUAAGAAUUUGGAAAAAUCAGGGUCGAUAAGAUGUAGUUGGCAUUGGAAUGAUGUAUGUGAGAAACUUAACUUGCUCAAACAAAUUCAACAUUUCGCAUAA